AUGGUGCAAACGAGUGUUGGUGAUGUGCUCUUGAAGGUCAUGUUCCUGUUCCAGGUGGGAGUUGGUAUUCUGGGAAACGCUCUGCUUCUCUCCAUUCACUGCUCCUUAUUUCUCGCUGGGGACAGACUGAAGCCCACAGACCUCAUUCUGUCCAACUUGGCUGUCGCCAACUCCUUUGUUCUUCUCUCCAAGGGGAUACACCAAAUGAUGGAAGAUUUGGGACUGGCACGUGCCCUGGAGAACUUCGGGUGUCAGGUGCUCUACUACUUCCACAGGGUGUCCCGCGAUCUUUCGCUGUGCACCACCUGCUUGCUGAGCUGCCUUCAGGCGGUCACGGUCAGCCCCAGGAGUGGGGCGUGGGCAGCCCUCAGAGGUAGCGUGUCCAAGAAUGCUGGCUCCUCCUGCCUGCUCUGCUGGACCCUCAACCUGGCAAUCAACAUCAUCUCUCCUAUUCAAAUAGGCAUCUCCUGGGAAAAUAGCAGUAGUUCAAGAACAGUUAACUACACCUAUUGCCAGUACAAGGUCUCCCCGUCUGGAAGGUCUGCAAUCCCAUUAUCCUUUCUGGGAGCCGGGUUAAUGACCCUCAUGGUCUCGGCCAGUGUCUAUAUGGUGUGUCUUCUGCACAGACACCACCAGAGGGUCCAACAUGUCCACAACUCCAGCCUCACCCACAGGAUCUCCCCUGAGAUGAGGGCCACCCACACCAUUCUGCUCUUGGUGGCCAACUUCAUCCCCUUUUACUUUCUCAAUUCCAUCUAUAUAUUUUAUGACACAAAGUCUUUUCAUUCCUACUUGUGGCUGCAGCACACCCUGAAGUUUCUGGCUACGUGUUUUCCCUCUCUCAGCCCCUUAGUGCUGGUCCUCCAGAACUCCAGAGCCCUGAGAUCUUGUUUUUAG
Cynocephalus volans (Philippine flying lemur) is the source of this 897-nucleotide messenger RNA. Its product is annotated as vomeronasal type-1 receptor 1-like. The record is from RefSeq and is a predicted model, not a curated record. Gene Ontology annotation, molecular function: pheromone receptor activity. NCBI's taxonomy places the organism in Eukaryota, Metazoa, Chordata, Mammalia, Dermoptera, Cynocephalidae. Gene Ontology annotation, biological process: G protein-coupled receptor signaling pathway. The coding region runs from base 1 to 897 and encodes 298 amino acids. Gene Ontology annotation, cellular component: membrane. The transcript has a single exon.